CUUGCAGCAUACUAUCGCUUUGUGGUGCUCUUCUUUAACUGUCUGCUGACCUUUGGGUCCUACUUUUGCUUCGACAUUCCCAGUGUGUUACAGGAUCAGUUCCAAGGGAACCUGACGUGUCCCAAUGCGACGGUGAUCAAUGGGACAGUGGACUGUGUGGAGGGACUGGGGAUGACCCCUCAGCAGUACAAUCUUCUCUAUGCCAUCUAUGCUUGGACGAAUGCAGUAGUGGUGAUCCUGGCUGGAUUCCUGAUUGACAAAUUAGGAAAUCGCUUCGGUGUGUUUCUCUUCUCUUUUCUCUGUGUUUUGGGCUCAUCACUGUUUGCUCUCGGCUCCCACUUCAAGGGAUCUCCCUACUUGCUGCCACUAAUGCUCACCGGCCGUCUGCUGUUUGGAUCAGGCAAUGGAUCUCUGACUAUUGUUCAGAAACGCAUCACAACCUUCUGGUUCAAAGGGAAGGAGUUGGCUUUGGCUUUCGGCCUGACCGUGGCCUUCUCGCGGCUGGGCUCGGUGUUGAACUUCUUCCUCACGCAGAAGUUUGAAGAAAAAUAUGGCAUGCAGUGGACACUCUGGGGUGGUGCACUGUUGUGUGUGCUGGGCUUCACUUCCGCUGUCAUUGUCAGCACCUUGGACAAGAUUGGAGUGAGACAGCUGGGUCUCGAUGGAGCCAUCCAAGAAGAGUCUCGCAAAGUGAGGAUUCAGGAUGUGAAGCUCCUGUCAGUAAGAUACUGGCUGCUGGUUCUCACCAUCAUGUUCUUCUACAACGGCAUCUUCCCCUUCAUUGCUGAUGCAAGCAAGUUCAUCCAGGAUAAGUACAGCUACUACAGCCAGGAGGAGGCAGCUUAUAUUGUGGGAGCAGUCUAUGACAGCUUAGUGGUCCUCUCAGCCAUCGUGGGCAUUCUCAUUGAUUAUGUGGGUCUGCGGGGAGUUUUUGCAUUGGCGAGCGCCGUCUUCACACUGCCCGUGUUUGGACUCCUGGCUUUCACUUUUGUCCCUCCUCUGGUUUCAACCAUAUGGCUGGGAGUCACCUACUCCUUUGCUGCUGCCAGCAUGUGGCCGUCUAUUCCCCUUGUCAUACCUCAGGCAACUCUGGGAACUGCCACCGGCCUGGCCACCUCCGUACAGAUGUUUGGGGUCGGGAUCUCCAAUCUCAUUGUUGGACAGAUACUAGGCACCAAGUCCAGUGAAACUAAGAUCCCGCUGUGGCGUUGGCAGAGGAUGAUGAUCUUCAUGUUGGCCAACACCAUCAGCUGCAUUGUGACCUCAGUGCUGCUUAACGUUGUUGAUCACAGACAGGACGGGAUCCUCAACAAGACAACAAGAAGUCAGGGCAGGCACAAGAAGGCUCCAAGAACUCGGGCGCAGAGAAACUUGAAGUGAAAGCCGCUCACCCAGGCAGAGGAGAGGAAGA
This is a messenger RNA of Pundamilia nyererei, 1411 nucleotides long. It is a transcript of the gene mfsd1l, whose product is annotated as major facilitator superfamily domain containing 1-like. The annotation marks the transcript as partial. Gene Ontology annotation, molecular function: transmembrane transporter activity. The record is from RefSeq and is a predicted model, not a curated record. Gene Ontology annotation, biological process: transmembrane transport. The transcript has 12 exons. Lineage: Eukaryota; Metazoa; Chordata; Actinopteri; Cichliformes; Cichlidae.